CUCCGGAGCAUGGCGCUCGAAUACUCUUCCUCCGCUUCAAAUACCAUUAUACAUAACGAAUACCAUCCAGGAAAUAUAGAUCAACAAAUGCCUUUGGAAGAAACGCCGAGCUACAAUCCUGACAACACGCUCAUUCAGUUCAAAAUGCGGCCGUUCGUUGUGACUAACAUGAACAAUGGCAACUCUAAUACUCUUGAGACAGUGGCCGCUGUGCGAAGCUCCCUCGAUACUAGCGCAAAAAUUGGCAUUGGAACUGGUGUCGGAGUCGGUGUUCUCAUCUUAAUCGUCACCAUCACAGCCAUUGUCUAUCUUCUCCGACGACUCCGCAUCCAAAAAGCACGAUUAGAAAGAAGCGAGAAGGACCCCUCUCCGGGACGUUCAGAUAAACGUGACUCUUUUCUGGGGAGUCUGGGCAAACAAGAAUUACAAAGUAACUCUCUGAAUGAAUUACAGGAAGCUGAAAUCGGCCAGAUCGAUAGCCGCUCGGUCAUCGGAUCGACUGGGAACCUUGACCGUGGCGUCGGUGAAGCUACUGCCGAGAUGAUAGGAUGUGAAGCUGCUACAAUGGCAGGGAGUCAGACAGUUCACGAGAUGCAGGACAACUUUGUACCUGGAGAAGUCAUUGGAGAUGAAUACUUCCGAAAAUUUGUGUGAGAAACUUGGGCCUGCUGGUUUCUAUGUGUGGGGGGACGGACUGUUUCUGCAAGUUCACUUUUUUCACGUGCUGUAGGAACCCGCGCUCACUCGUAAACACCACGCAAUUGUGUUACCAUUUCAAGAAAGAAUUCAAAGUAGUAGAACAGAAAGUUGAUAUGAUGCGUUCUUUGCAUUUUUCUCUUGAAUGAUAUCUUGUUGGCUUGGGUGCCUCAGAAUCUUGCGAUUUUGGCCGCCAAUAAUGUAGGCAUGCAAGCCAGCAAAUACUCCACUCGCAUGAGCGAUGCCACUCAUUGAUAUCUACAGGUUCUAGGCUGGAAUGU
Molecule: messenger RNA, 977 nt
Organism: Periconia digitata
Lineage: Eukaryota; Fungi; Ascomycota; Dothideomycetes; Pleosporales; Periconiaceae
Source: the annotation of a GenBank genome assembly